Pipistrellus nathusii (Nathusius's pipistrelle) is the source of this 270-nucleotide messenger RNA. Lineage: Eukaryota; Metazoa; Chordata; Mammalia; Chiroptera; Vespertilionidae. The record is from the annotation of a GenBank genome assembly.
AUGGCUGCACAAAUUCCAGAAUCUGAUCAGAUAAAACAGUUUAAAGAAUUUCUUGGAACCUACAAUAAACUUACAGAAACCUGCUUUUUGGAUUGUGUUAAAGACUUCACAACAAGAGAAGUAAAACCUGAAGAGACCACCUGUUCAGAACAUUGCUUACAGAAAUAUUUAAAAAUGACGCAGAGGAUAUCCAUGAGAUUUCAGGAAUAUCAUAUUCAGCAGAAUGAAGCCCUGGCAGCCAAAGCAGGACUCCUUGGCCAGCCACGAUAG